UAAGCCGUGUUACGGUGAUCAGCUUUUUGGCUGUGGGGCGUUUCACCCUUAUCUCGCUUCUUCGUAGAACAUAGGGUUCGCCUUCUGCGCAUGCCUGCGACGGCGUUUGGUGACGAGCAUCUAUGUCUUCGCGGGCACGGAAACAGUCACGUGGGCCAUUGCUUUAAACUCAUAAACAGCAAGAUUCCGGUACGCUCUUCUAUACUCGGCUUACAUAUCGCGGCGUUGUCGUAUGCGCCAUCAUUUUUUGUUCAGUUUUCUUCCAAGACGGUGGCCCGCGCCUGGCUUGGCUGCACAGUUCCUGCUGUCCGAUUCAGCUAGGAAACUGCGUCGACCGAGGCUUCGCUGCUCUCAGCAGAUGCAUCUACACGCGGUCAGCCAAAAGAGUGAAGAAUGGAGGCCUGCGAAGAACUGGCCAGCGUAACAUCGGAGGUCCAGGAGCAGUCUGCAGGGAGCAACUGCAGUAGCAGCAGCGAGCAGUCAAAUGCUGAGGAUGAUGAAUGGAGGCCAUGCCGCCGGAAGGCUGUCCGCCGUGUCAACCUUCAACGGUCGCAAGCCACCAAGCUGAUGUGGCAGCGCAAAAGGGCCGCUGCUCUUCUCCUCCAGCAGCAACUUGAGGGAAAUGCUGGACUUUUGGGGUCAUCAAGUGCCAGUGGUCCAGUUGGCACAAGUGCUACUUUGGACCAGCAAACAACAAGCAUAAGCCAAUCUAUGCGUGCACUCUCUGUGAGUGCAGUCUCGAAAUGCAAGUCAGCUACAACACAACUGCAGCCACCCACAAGGAGGCGCCGGUUUCCAACCAAAGCGACUGGUACAACAAGCAACAGCGGUGGCAGCAGGGCCAGUGGUGGCCUGGGCAGGACCAAGCGCAUGCCCUCUCUCAACAUGAGCUGGCAGCAGCGGAAGCUGGCUAAGCUUCGCCUGGCAAGGCUCAGGGCUCGUGACCCACUUUCUCGGGCUAUCUUCCGCCGUGACUGCGUGAGAUUUUCAAUGUGUUGGUCAGAUACCACACUGGGAUCAUCACUUGCUGGAAAGCCAUCUAUGAAGCCAAAGGAGGACAUCUCCAAAAACCAGAAAUCUGCUUCAUUUUUGGGGUUGAAGGCUUACCGCCACAUCAAUGCUCCUAGCAGUGCUGCUGGUAGUGCUGGAACAGUGGAAGAGCUGCAUACAAAUCAAGUGGCGGUUAACGGAGUGAGUACAAGGCCUGGUCUGGAGAGAGCAUGUCGCCCCAAGAUGUUCCAGAGAGAUGAAUCCUCCUCUUCAGAGGACUCCGAAGAUGAUGAAUCGGAUACUGAUGAUCCGGCUGAAAAAAUGUCCGACUCGGAUGCCGACGAGUUCAUGACAGAUUUCCCACCUGAGAGGCCAACAUUGCGACCAAAGCUUCUGCAGACUUCAAGGUCGCAACUCAGUCAAGCUGUGAAGCGGCAGUUUCGUCCAGCCCAAUACAGCACAAGCAAGACAGAAGCUGCCACCCCUGUGGUCAGGAAUGAAACGCCGAAAACAGGACCACGUCUGCUUUGUCGAGGCAACUAUGUUACUGAAAGUGAACUAUUGGCUCAAGGGCUCAGCGUGCCAAGCACAGUGAUUUGUGGCAACCAGCUCAAGCCAUUGGCCAGCAGCCAACGCAGGUCACUGGCAGCCAAGUUGCGCUGGGAACGUUGGCGUGCAUUGCAAGCGCAGGCGGCUGGUGGCAAAGUACAGGAAAAUUCUUGCAGCUUUGAACAAGAUGAGAGUCGGAGCAACUGCGUCUCCAGCAAUGGCUCUACAACAGCUGCUGCACCUGCGUUUGCACUGCCUGCAAAGCUGCGCUGGAAGCAGAACCCAGUGGAGCGCCAGGAAUACGUCAUGCCAGCCAAGCUGAGGCACAAGCAGGACAGGCUGCUGUUGUCAGCAGCCAAGGGCAAGAGCUGCAAUGUAGGCGCUGUAGUCAAGGUUGAACCUGGCACGUCAUCGGGAGGUCCAAUAGCAGCACCACCGCUUGUGGCUGCUGUUAAGACUGAGGCCAAGGAACCACCAUCGGAGCGACGUUCACGUGCCAAACGCUUGUGGUGGGAACAAAUCAAGCAGCUGGACAUAAGGCUGGCUGGUGGUGGAGGAGUAGGGGGUUGUGCCAUCACUGAGGAGUCUGUAGAGGAUCUUCUGAGCUCCUUGCCAAAAUUCUUGUUAGCAGAGCUUUUCCCUGACCAAACAUCAACAAGGAGGCGACGAAAGGUGGCUCUUCAACCAGAUGUGCCUGCCAAAACUGUUGUGCCCAGCCGACGGUCGCUUAUUAUGAAGGAAAACUGGCGCAAACGAAAGGAGGCCUGGCUGUCUGCUGCUGCGCAGACUUUGGCAGCUGCGUCUCAGCCUACAUGUGCAUCUGGCAGUGCAUCUGGCAGUGCAUCUGGCAGUGAUCCCCCAUCCCCUAACACAGAGAAGUGUGAGGACUCUGGGCCAACUGAGGAGCGCAGUCAGUAUCUGGCACGAUCAAUGGCACUGCUACGUUGUCGUCAGUAUCGGCAUGACUUAAUAGCUCAGGUGGACAUACAGCAGAGGUAUUGCAACCUGUGAGAAAACCCUGUUUCCCCUUCUUCCUCAUUGUGUGAACCCCAUUCAGGGCUCGGCCGCAACGCCACUACAAUGCACGGGGUAUCCACAUCAAGACCAACAAAGACGCCUGCGACUGCCUGCAGGACGAUUGCCCUGGCUGUCAUUUUCCCUGCCCCAAAUGCGGCUCACAAAAGUGUGGAGAUG
Molecule: messenger RNA, 2733 nt
Organism: Dermacentor silvarum
Lineage: Eukaryota; Metazoa; Arthropoda; Arachnida; Ixodida; Ixodidae
Exons: 15
Coding region: 394-2550 (718 amino acids)
Cellular component (GO): intracellular membrane-bounded organelle
Source: RefSeq, a predicted model, not a curated record